This is a messenger RNA of Exophiala oligosperma, 1108 nucleotides long. RefSeq lists its product as uncharacterized. The transcript is spliced from 2 exons. NCBI's taxonomy places the organism in Eukaryota, Fungi, Ascomycota, Eurotiomycetes, Chaetothyriales, Herpotrichiellaceae. Gene Ontology annotation, cellular component: ribosome. The record is from RefSeq and is a predicted model, not a curated record. The coding region runs from base 141 to 542 and encodes 133 amino acids. Gene Ontology annotation, biological process: translation. Gene Ontology annotation, molecular function: structural constituent of ribosome.
AGAAGCCUUCGACGACCUCACCCAGGCGCAGUCAAAAAGAUCACCCUCGAAACCACCUCAACCGCACCUUCGACGGUCUUUUCAAUUCCUUCCUUUGAUUGCGAGUCAUCCUCUCGUCUCACACACACAGAUCCGCAAUCAUGGCCGACUCACCUGUCACCAUUCGAACUCGCAAGUUCAUCACCAACAGACUUCUCUCGCGCAAGCAGAUGGUUGUUGAUGUCCUGCACCCCAACCGACCCAACGUCUCCAAGGACGACCUCCGCGCGAAACUCGCCGAAGUGUACAAGUCCAACAAGGACCAAAUCAACGUGUUCGGCAUGCGGACGCAGUACGGUGGUGGCAAGUCCACCGGGUUCGCCCUGAUCUACGACUCGGUCGAGGCCAUGAAGAAGUUCGAACCCUACUACAGACUCGUUCGUGUCGGCCACGCCACCAAGAUCGAAAAGGCCAGCAGACAACAGCGGAAACAGCGCAAGAAUCGAUCCAAGGAGUUCCGAGGCACAGCCAAGACGAAGGGUGCCAAGAAGGACAAGAAAUAAACGUGAAGAUUUUCGUCGGGGCGGUGGUGAUGAUGUUAUCCUCGUGCCGUGGGGUGUGGAUGCGGAUGUGGACGUGGACGGCGGGUGUAGGACAGAGGGACGAGGUGAAAAAAAUUUUGCCCUUAGUGUGUGCAUCGGAGGCGUUUCCUUAGUCCGCAUCUUGUUUUCAAGCGGUACGAGGUGUGUCGACGAGCCCAAAAUGUGACCGGGCCAUCAUUUUCCAAAACGCAAAAAACGAAGGGAGGGCCGAGUCACAUUGGAACUGAAAGCAAAUCUCGCAUGUGGCUAGGACAAUUGUGCAUUGAACAGUUUCAACGAUGGGCAAACGGCGCAUGAGAUCGAUAAUGCUUUGAAAUGAAACAGCAAAUGUGAAUCACAAACGAGCCUUCAAAACAGACUUGGAGUCGUCGUGGUCAUGAAAUUCCUGUUUCUAUGUAUUCUGCUUUUGAUGAUGCUAGCUUCGUGAACAGUUGCGCCUGACUGGGCUAUUGUUACAACUUAGCUGGCGCCGAUUCCAUGCCCAUCGCCCAUCCCUCUGGAAGACUCUCACACCAAAAGUCAACCGA